Sorex araneus (European shrew) is the source of this 1062-nucleotide messenger RNA. It is a transcript of the gene KERA, whose product is annotated as keratocan. The transcript has 2 exons. NCBI's taxonomy places the organism in Eukaryota, Metazoa, Chordata, Mammalia, Eulipotyphla, Soricidae. The record is from RefSeq and is a predicted model, not a curated record. Bases 1 to 1062 code for a protein of 353 amino acids. Gene Ontology annotation, molecular function: protein binding.
AUGGCAACUAGCAUCUGUUUCAUCCUUUGGGGGUUAUUCAUAACAGAUACUGUAUGGACCCGAAGUGUGAGACAGGUCUAUGAGAUAAAUGAUCCAGAGGAUUUCAAUGAACAUGACGACUUUGAUUGUCCCAGUGAAUGCUUCUGUCCUCCAAGUUUCCCUACUGCUCUUUACUGUGAAAACCGAGGUCUCAAAGAAAUCCCAGCAAUUCCUUCAAGGAUCUGGUAUCUUUAUCUUGAAAACAACCUGAUAGAGACCAUUCCUGAGAAGCCAUUUGAGAAUGCCACCCAGCUGAGAUGGAUAAAUCUCAAUAAAAAUAAAAUUACUAACUAUGGAAUUGAAAAGGGAGCUCUAAGUCAGUUGAAAAAGUUGCUCUUCUUAUUUCUGGAAGAUAAUGCACUAGAAGAGGUACCUUCUCCUUUACCAAGAAGUUUAGAACAAUUGCAGUUAGCAAGAAACAAAGUAUCCAGAAUUCCUCAGGGGACCUUCAGCAACCUGGAGAAUCUGACCCUUCUUGAUCUGCAGCACAAUAAACUAGUGGACAAUGCCUUCCAAAGAGAUACCUUUAAGGGUCUCAAGAAUCUCAUGCAACUAAAUAUGGCCAAGAACUCCCUGAAGAAUAUGCCACCAAGAUUACCAGCAAACACCAUGCAACUGUUUUUAGACAACAAUUCCAUUGAAGGUAUACCAGAAAAUUAUUUUAAUGUAAUCCCUAAAGUGGCCUUCCUGAGACUAAACUAUAACAAGCUAUCAGAUUCUGGUCUCCCUUCAAGAGGAUUUGAUGUAUCAUCCAUUCUAGAUCUUCAACUCUCUCACAAUCAACUAACAAAGGUUCCCCGGAUCAGUGCUCACCUUCAGCACCUUCAUCUUGAUCACAACAAAAUUAAAAACGUGAAUGUCUCUGUUAUUUGUCCUACUCCUACAGUAUUGCCUGCAGAACAAGAUUUCUUCAGCUAUGGACCACAUCUCAGUUACCUCCGUCUAGAUGGAAAUGAAAUCAAACCACCAAUCUCAAUGGACUUAAUGAGUUGUUUUAAACUCCUUCAGGCUAUCAUUAUUUGA